Suillus subaureus is the source of this 1437-nucleotide messenger RNA. RefSeq names its product cytochrome P450. Gene Ontology annotation, molecular function: iron ion binding; oxidoreductase activity, acting on paired donors, with incorporation or reduction of molecular oxygen; monooxygenase activity. The coding region runs from base 1 to 1437 and encodes 478 amino acids. The transcript is spliced from 12 exons. The record is from RefSeq and is a predicted model, not a curated record. Lineage: Eukaryota; Fungi; Basidiomycota; Agaricomycetes; Boletales; Suillaceae.
AUGAGUUCCCUCCGAUCCUUCUUGGCGUUCAUCCUACCACAGCUUCCUGACCUGCGCAUCCCUGACAACAUGCAGCUCCUUCUCAGUGCUGCGGCUUGUCUUGGUGUCAUAGGAGUGAUUACUCGGACCUACUGUUUUAAAUCAGAGAGCAACCUUCCUCUCCCACCUUCCCCUCCUACUUGGAGACUCUGCGGACACUUCCUGCCACAUCGCAACUCAUUUCUCAUCGUAGCGGGAUGGAUUGACGAGUACGGUUCUGUGAUCACCAUUCGAUCAAGAUUCGAGAAGAUCGUUCAUAUCGGGCGUUAUAAAGCUGCCGUGGACAUUAUGGAGAAUCAGGGAAAAUUGGUAGCUGAUCGUCCUCCAAAUGUUGCUGCGGAGAUAUCUAACGGCGGAAUGGGCAUCGCACUUGUACCCUUUGGAGACAGGUUACGUCGGAUGCGUAGUUAUGCUGCGACGAUAAUUAUGAAAAUUGCGUAUGGGAAGAAUACACCUACGUCUGCGACUGAUCCCGAAGUCGUUGGGGUUAAUCAACUCAUUAGGAUGACUCGAAGUAGUAAAAUUCUGCGCCCUGGUGCUUACCUGGUGAAUUCGAUCCCGUGGCUCAAAUAUCUUCCUUGGUAUGGCCGGGACUUAAGGCAGAGGUUCGAGAGGAACAAGAAGCUCUACACUGGUAAUCUGAACCGCGUGAAAGAACAAAUGCAUAACAAUGAGGACAUCGGCUUUUCGUUCACGAAAUAUAUGCUAGAAAAUAGUCAUGUCUAUGGUUUGACAGAGAUUGAGAUUGCUUUUCUUGCUGGUACCUUUCUGAGAUCUGGAUCACAGACGACCUCUAGCACCAUGUGCACGGUAUUCAUGGCAGCCGCAUGUUUCCCUGAGGAGCAAGCCAAAGUUCAGGCUGAGCUCGACGCGGUCAUCGGAAGGCACCGAGCACCGACCUUCUCCGACCAAAAAUCCCUCCCUCGCUUGCAAGCAUUCAUAUCUGAGGCUUUGAGAUGGAGGCCUCCGAUUCCCGAUGCAUUGGCUCACCGAACAAUCAAAGACAAAAACUAUUGUAUUCCAGCUGGGACCACGGUAUACGGCAAUGUCUGGUCCAUCUCUCGAGAUCGAGAUGUCUUCCCCGAGCCUGACGCGUUCAAACCUCAGCGCUGGAUUGAUGGGCAAGGUAGCCUGAGAGAUGAUAUAAAAUUGUUUGUCUUCGGGUUUGGUCGGCGCGUAUGCCCCGGUCAACAUGUCGCGAACAGAUCGGUGUUCAUAACUGCUCUCCUUAUUCUUUGGGCCUUCAAGCUCACCCUGGAUCCUACGAAGCCACUAGAGGACAUGGGUUUCAUGGGCGGGUCAAUGCCAGAUAUCCGGCCAUGCACAUUUGAGUUUGAGAAAAGAAUCCCAGAAACGGAACUCAGGCGCAUGAUGCAGGAUUAUCCUGAGGUUGCAUGA